CAGCUCAGUGCUCGCAGUGAAUUGAAUUGCCUGCCAAUUUUGCUCGAAUUUAUCAUCGGCUGAUCCAUUCUUAAGCUGAUUUUCGUUUGAGUUUUUGCAGCAAUGGAUUCAGAAGAAACACGGGAUAUCCUGUCCAACGUUCGCACUUUUGUGAAGGGUGUCGACAUCCGUAAUGGACGAAAGCUCUCAAGUGAAGAACACGCACGUUAUGCACUCCAUCUUCUAAAGACACUACCAGCUGCCCGCACAGCUGUCUUGGAUUUUCUUUGCCAUGUCUUUGAUGAGAGUGUCAACUUGUAUUUGUAUGAGCUGGAAGGAGAAGGGGCAUCAAGCAUGGGUCUUCACCUAGGUGAAUUAAUUGAAGAUAUUUACAAGGUGCUCAAGAAACUGAUAGAAGACAGUCCUUCAGCUUGGUCUCCCAUCCUCUCUGCUUGGUCAAUUGCUCUGCUUGGUCAGAUCAGUAGUAAUUAUGCCAGUCGUAGAGGUGUACCUCAUCCUUCAAACCUCAAUGAACUGCUACAGCUCUGGAUGACUUGUAAAGCGACAAGAACCAUCAUGGAUCUAGCAACACACUGUAUAGCAGCAAUGAGUUCUUCUUGCCCUGACCCAUGUGUGGAUGCUCUCCUUAAUACCUCUGUUCAACACUCGCCUCACUUUGACUGGGUUGUAGCACAUAUAGGUUCAUGCUUCCCAACCACCAUCAUCACCCGUGUUCUCUCUUGUGGACUCAAAGACUUUUGCUCCAGCCAGUCAACAGAGGGCCAGCUCAUUGCCACGGAAACCAAGGUUCCGAAGGUUGCGUCAGUUGUAGGAAUCCUAGGUCAUCUGACCUCACAGCAUUCCCAAGACAUCCGUAAAGCCUUGCUAGAUUUGUUUCAGGAAAGCCUUGAUGGUAAGAAGGAACAUGAUGUCUUCACCGUACCAUUCCUUCUUCAGCUUGCUACAAUGUCACCUAUGCUCCUCAAAAUAAUCACAACGGAUUUUGUUCAAGCCUUGACUCCAGAGGUACUUAACCGAAUCUCAGAGCAGUUCCGUGACUCGGUGGUGUUGAAGCGAGACAGAGACAGUCUUCUCACCCUCAUCAUUCAUCUCAUCUGUCGAUCCGGUAGUGGAGCAUUCAACCUUCUACUCUUCUUACUGGAUACAGGCUGUGAUGAACAGGGGUCAACGACGGUCAAAGAAGGAUCAAAGGUCAACAAGAUGGUCCAAGACACGUGUGCCCUGAUAUUGGAUCUCCUUCUAUUAGAUCUUCAGCGAUCAGCCUACAGCCAGUCUGGUAACCUAUCCCUUCUUGUAGGUCCACAGCUCAGUCAAGAGAAUGGUAACAUACCAUUUCUCAAUGAACUACAGAAGCAUACCUCUCUCCUGUGUGAUGACAUCAUCAGCUCUCAAGGAAGAAGAGUUGGAUGGUUGCAACGGAUUCUAUCUCUUAUCUCAGUACAGUCUGGAGAAUCCUGUGCAUCGGACAUACUGAGCUUUAUACUCAUUAAUGAAUCUAACCCAGAUAAGAUUGGUUUAUACAUCAGUAUCCUGACUGAGAUUGAGACUAGUUACCCUGCAGUACUCCCUUCAGCUAUUCAGAAAUCAGUCAAUCAACUACAGAGAACUACACCAAAACAGACACUGCAGCUGUUGACCAACCUCAACAAACUCCUGUCCUUCAAGACUAGCAACCAAUCCAGCAAGCUGACCUCUAACCUUCGAACCCACUUGACCUCUCACCUUCAGAUGAUUGCCAGUCAGCUUCACCAUGGUGAUCUGGGCGUGGCUUGUCAGACAGUAGAUCUCCUGAAGCUGAUUGGUCUUCCUGAGAUGAUUGACAUGUCUACAUUGAUCUGUUUGUGUCAGUCGUCUGUAGAAUUCUUCUUUGCAGCCAUGCAUAGUGCUGAUACUGCUAAUCGUUUGAAGACAUUGGAAAGGUGUAGCAGUUAUCUAACCUUCUUAUGUAGUCAUUCCAUGGCCCAAACAAUCGUACUCAGAUCCUUACUUGUGGGUUCGGUCCAAGUGCAUAACUCCCUGCUUUUUGCCAACGCUAGUAAUCACUCAGCCCAGCAUCCUCAGUCCCAUUCACAGUCAUCCAUCUUAGAAUCAUCUCUAGGAUCAGCAUACCUUAUGAAGCAUAACCAGGAGUUUUCUGGGUCUUUGACCGUUCCUAGAGGAGCAUCUACUGCAUUCCAUUCAGGGAUUAUUGGACAGGGGGCCAGGAAGAACAUGCCCAAGCAGGAGGCUUCAGAAAUUGAGACCAAACAGACCAACUCACAGCUUCUCGUCGAGACCAUCUCAUCCUGCGCCCACGUGAGACCACGCCCCGCCCCCCUCAUCAGGUCAGGCAACGCCCACCUUCUCCCAGUAGAUCCAAGAACCCAGCAGACAUCGAGACAGCCUGUAGCCAGAGCUACGGGGAAGCUGAUGGCUGAGAUACUGAUGGAGAUCAUGUGUCCUGAUGUAAGUCAUGCUGAAGAGUGUUGGCCAGAUGAGGAAAUGAUUAAACAUUCCAUUGAGAGGGAUCUCAGUAUCAAGAAGAAGGUUGAUGAGUAUCCGUUCAUCUGGGACAUCCUGGAAAUCAUUGCACGAGCCAAACCAGCACUAUGUUUCUGUUCUGGUCUGCUAUACAGUGUUAUGGCAACACUUAUUUCACAUUGGGAAUCAUCACGUCAUAAGACAGCAGGAGAUUCCAAAGGUCAUCUUCUUGUUACAUGCCGUCUUGUGCACUGUAUGAAUCUGGCUGGAUUCCUCCCACCACCCCUGAACCAGUGUCAUCCAAUCUUUAGUGACCUAACUCCUAGAGAGGUCUAUGUACUACUCAGUAACAUUUGGGCAUUCCUUAGGGACAAUCCACCAAUAGCGGAGGUGUUCAUUGAAACUGAUGAGCAGGGUGCACCCUCUAGAGCUUUCCCACAAGAACUGGUGUCCAAGUAUGCCGAGGUAGUAAGGAGUCUAGUUCAUCGUAAUAUUCAUAAGUUUGGUCACCUCUAUGCUCAUCUCUGUCCUGUUCCUACACAGAUGUAAACGUAAUAAAUGUAAACGCAUCUACUGUAUGACUUAAAGAAGGCUAGAAGGCCGUUUUUUCCUUAAAACAGUUACCGUUUUUUUUAAAUUUGAUCCCUAUUUUUUCAAUUUUUACCUCACUUAUUAAUGAACUACUAAAGCCUGGAUAAGCAUUACGACCUUUUAUAUACAUUUUAAUACAAAAACAUAUAGGGAAUUGACAUGCAUACCUAUGGAAUUACCCAAAUGAAGUUACCAAUUUCAAAUAACACAUCAAGUAAUAGUCUCAUCCACUUUGCCCAUGUGACUUUCGCUCUGAUGAAAUUUCUGUUCCCAAAGCUGAACUUUCACCCAACCCCAAAGCCAUUAUUUCAUCCUGAAAAGUGUGAUUUAUGAAAGUUUCAAAAGGAAUAGAUUGAUAUGAAAUAAAUUCAGAUUUGUUUUUACAUGAAUCUGGUAAUGUCGAGAUAUGUUACUGAUAUACUUAGGAAAUAUUGGUUGCCUCAAUGAUCUUUCUAUGUUGGCUGACAAAGCUUUCCAGGUACAUAACCUAGUGAGGAGAAGAUCUUCAACAUCUCAAAUGGGUACAAAAUCAUUAAAAAAGGGCAAUUGCAAAGUAUAUUGGUCUUUUGCGGUGCCAAGGUUUAAAUUUGCAGGAGAUUGACUGUUGUUGAAAAGCCAUUUUGAAUUUACUUUUGAUAAUUUUUUUAUCAUGAAACAAGUAAUUGUACUACAGUUUGUACAUUGAUAACUUGGUGCCUCUGUGAUAUUGUAUAUUUGACUGUACAUAUUUUGUUAUUAAAAGUCAAAGUAAAAAUUGAA
Messenger RNA from Lytechinus variegatus (green sea urchin), 3810 nucleotides. Its product is annotated as integrator complex subunit 5-like. NCBI's taxonomy places the organism in Eukaryota, Metazoa, Echinodermata, Echinoidea, Temnopleuroida, Toxopneustidae. The record is from RefSeq and is a predicted model, not a curated record. Gene Ontology annotation, biological process: snRNA 3'-end processing. Bases 103 to 3009 code for a protein of 968 amino acids. Gene Ontology annotation, cellular component: integrator complex. The transcript has 20 exons.